UUUCAAAAAUGGGGUGUGGAACUAGCUCAAGCUCUAAGAAAGGAAACAAGAAGGAAAAUAUUCGGCCAGUCAAAGCAAACGAGAGACCAGCAGCUACUGGGAAAAAGAGCGAUGCUAAAGCAGCUUCUAAUCAAAACAUCGCACAUCAGAAUACAGUUGAAGAAGUCAAGAGAGAACAAAAUCAAAAGGUAAUUUGGAAUAGCAAGCAGAACGAAGAUGUAAAGGUAGCAGAAAAGGCUCCUCAAGCCCACAAUGCUGAAAAUGGAGAUGCUAUAAAGGCACCAGAAACCAACAAGCCUGUUGGAAAACUGCCUCCUUUAGGCCAUCAGCCUGCUAAACUAGCUUCUGAGGCUGCUCCACAAGCCGCUGCGGCGAAACCUAAGAAGGCUAAAGUAGAUUUAGCAGAACUUCGUCUUAAGGACCAUGAUUUCUACAAAAAUCUUCUCGGGAAGAACAUAGAUAAUUUUGACGUCUUAACAAAACUGUAUGAAGAAAAGGGUCAAUUCCAGUACGAAGGGGACAUGUUUGGCAAGGUUAGAUGCUUCAAAGCCAAGACUAAAGAAGGUGAAGAAUAUGUCUACCAUGGCCUAGCCCAUCCAAGGCAGAAUAUUCCACAUGGCGCUGGUAUAAGGGUAUCCUCCUUCGGAAUUGUUGAUGAGGGAUACUUCAAGCAUGGGCAUAAAGAAGGCAAGCAAAGGAUGCUUAAUACAGCAGGAGGAUGGGCAGUUGGGACUUAUAAAGCCAACAAACAUCAUGGGGAUUGGACUUUCGCUUAUCCAGAUAAAGACGGAGUAAUCCUUGAAACUGGUAAAUGCUUCAAAGGAGCUAAGGUUGGCAAAUACACUCUCACUCAGCCAGAUGGGACUGUGAAAGAUAUUGAGUUCCCUGAAGCACCAUAAUUUUCCAAACUUCUGAGUAAUCCCCAUAAAGUGUUACCAUUUGAAGGAAGAUGGGUAAUAACUUGAAAUUUCAAUUUAAG
Molecule: messenger RNA, 979 nt
Organism: Moneuplotes crassus
Lineage: Eukaryota; Ciliophora; Spirotrichea; Euplotida; Euplotidae
Source: the annotation of a GenBank genome assembly